AUGCGCAUACUAAAACUACUGCUACUAUUGAAGAUGGUAAAAGCCAGUGGAAGUGAAUUUAACGAGUCCUCAGCAACAGAAGGAGUUUCGGUAGAGUUCAAAGACUCUUCUAUGAGCUCAUCUGCAGGAGCGCCAAUCAGUAUAUCCAGCAGCCAAGAAGUAGGAAACCCAUCACAUGCAUUGCAACCUGAAACGGUGCCGGAGUCAAAAAGUGGGCGGAUUACCAGAUCUUUAAUUUUUCCGUACUCAAAGGCCGAUAUACGGAGAAGAAAGAUUAAUAGACUAAAGAAAAAUGCUAUAAAAAGAGCAAAAAAGCUAAGUAAUAAAGUCACUAGAGGAAAGGUAGGCAAUGGAAGCUUGGGUGUAAAUGAGCCAAGUGGUGAAGCUGUUACUAGGAAACUAAAAAAACGUGAUAUAGUUUCAGAGGAAAAUGAGCCAAGUGGUGAAGCUGAUAUGGAUGAUGAACUAGAAGGUAGUGAAAAUCCAGCUGAAGAUGAGGAUAAAAAUGAUUUAAAUCUUUCUGCUGAGAAAAGAGAGGAAAGUGUUGAGCCCAGACAAAAUGAUCCUAGUCCUUCUAUAGAAGAAAGAAGCAAUGGUAAUUCUUCUGCAGUUGAACAAGAAAAUAAACUUAAUUCUAAGACUCCCAAGGAAGAUGCUGAAAAAGAAGAAAAAACAGAGGAUAUUCUGCCCUCUAAGCCAAAUGAUUCUUUAGAAGAAGAACAGCCUGCUCUUUCUAGCGCAAUUAAUUCAGAGUUUAUAUUUGGCAACAGUUCGAACAUAUUCACACAGGGAGGAAGCUCAUCUAGCGGAAAAGUGCACCAGUCAUCGUGCAACAUCACAAGAAAAACAAAACUUCUGAAAAAGUUUAAGCAUGUGGACAGGAAUGAAAGAGCGUACUUCUACCUAGACAAAAAUGACGAAAUCGAGGCUGUAAGCAUCAAUGAAAUGCUUGAAGCCCUGGGGUAUUGCGGCACUCCGGAAAAAUCAGACAGCGAAGGAUCGAUUAAAAGCACAUUGGAAGGCCUGAUUAAUGUAACAGAAGAGCUGGAUGACCUAGCUGAUCUUUUAUGCGAUAGGAGCAUCUUCAUAUGUCUUCCCAAGACAAAAAAGGUGUUCAGAGCUAUUCUUAAGAAAACCCUUACAACAAGCGAAAUAGUCCUUAAGUUUGUGAACAAGAUAGGAAGAUCUUUGCAGGAUACAAAAUCCAAAAGAACAGAAAGGCACCGUAAGUGA
Molecule: messenger RNA, 1233 nt
Organism: Nematocida minor
Lineage: Eukaryota; Fungi; Microsporidia
Exons: 1
Coding region: 1-1233 (410 amino acids)
Source: RefSeq, a predicted model, not a curated record